CGCGGCGGCCGACGGGGGGAUGGACGGGCGCGCGCCAGGUCGCCCUGCGCCUGCUGAACUCCGAGCGCCCGAGGAUGUCCGCGCUGAGGCAGGUCACCUCCCUGAAGAGGCCCCGGGCAGGCACUGUCGAAACAGUUCUUGGACAGGAGUCUGACGGCCCCCAGAGGAGGUGGAGGGUUUCUGCAACAGGCUACUGGUGGAACAGGGCGCUGCUGUCUAGCCCCAGGAAGCUUCUAGUGAAGAGGGCCCCGAGGAACCUGCAUCCUUUUCCUUAACUCUUUCAGAGGGUACGGCAUACGCCCAGAUUGGAGUUAAAGGUCUGUAUGAGCUGUUGGCUGUUGGCUGUUGUGCCAGGCCGGCUGGGGCCACAUGUGGACAGCCAGGAAGACCUGACCUUCCUCUGGGAUAUGUUUGGUGAGAAAAGCCUGCAUUCACUGGUAAAGGAGUGCUCUGCACUUGGCCUGUGCCAUUGGCCGUGUAGAUGUGGUGAAGUACCUGCUCGCUUGGAAAUGCAAUGUCAACCUCCGUGAUGGAGAAAACAGGACAGCUCUAAUGAAGGCUGUACAGUGCCAAGAAGAGGCAUGUGUAGAUAUUCUGCUCAAAAAAGGUGCUGAUCCAAAUGCUAAGGACUUCAAGGGCAACACCGCUCUCCAUUAUGCGGCCUUUGAGGGGAAUAUCUCAAUAGCACAGAAGCUGCUUUUUAACAAAGGAGAUAUAGAGGCCAAAAACAAGGAUGGCCUCACACCACUUUUAGUUGCUGUAAAUGAAAAAAAAGAGAAAAUGGUGGCAUUUUUAGUAGAAGAAGCAAAUAUAAAUGCAGUUGACUACGCUAAAAGGAGUGCUCUGCACUUGGCCUGUGCCAAUGGCCAUGUAGAUAUCGUGAAGCUCCUGAUAGAUCGGAAAUGCCAGCUAAACCUCCGUGAUGGUGAAAACACGACAGCUCUAAUGAAGGCUGUACAAUCCCAAGAAGAGGCAUGUGUAGAUAUUCUGCUGAAACACGGUGCUAAUCCUGAUGUAAAAGACAACAAGGGCAACACUGCUCUCCAUUAUGCGGCAUUCGGGGAGAAUGUCACAAUAGCACAGAAAGUACUUUUAAGGAAAGGAAAUGUGGAGAUCAAAAACAAGGAUGGCCUCACACCACUUUUAGUUGCUGUAAAUGAAAAAAAAGAGAAAAUGGUGGCAUUUUUAGUAGAAGAAGCAAAUAUAAAUGCAGUUGACUACGCUAAAAGGAGUGCUCUGCACUUGGCCUGUGCCAAUGGCCGUGAAGAUAUGGUGAAGCUCCUGGUAGAUCGGAAAUGCGAGCUAAACCUCCGUGAUGGUGAAGACACGACAGCUCUAAUGAAGGCUGUACAAUGCCAAGAAGAGGCAUGUGUAACUCUUCUCCUGGAACACGGUGCUGAUCCGAAUCUGAAAGACAACAAGGGCAACACCGCUCUCCAUUAUGCAGCCCGUGAAGAGAUUGUCUCAAUAGCAGAGAAGCUGCUUUUACAAAACGCAAAUAUAGAGGCCAAAAACACGGAUGGCCUCACACCAGUUUUAGUUGCUCUAAAUGAAAACAAAGAGCAAAUGGUGAAAUUUUUAGUAGGAAAAGGAGCACGUCUACUUGCAGGGGAUAUGGUUAAAAGCAGUGACCAACUAAUUUCUGAACAUAAAGAAGAAAUGGAACCUGAAAAUUCUUCACAGAAUCAUGAUCUAGUGGCUACGAAGUCUGAAGAAGUCGCUUUAAGCAGUCUUAUCCGCAAAGCUGAUACUGAUGAUUCAAGGCCCUCAAAACAUGAAGACUUAAGUUCUGAUACCAAGACUGUCCCGAAACUAAACUUUAGAAAGCUAAUGGCUGCUUUUCGGCGACCCAAGAGAGCAAAAUGUGGUCUUGUGAGCCAAGAAGAUAGACCUUUAUUUGCUGACAACAAUUUUUCAAGGGAAGAUAAGACUGAAACUCUUUGUAAACCAUCAGUCAGUGUCUCUGACUCUUCUCCUCUUGCUUUUGUAUCACCUGAAACUCCUCAAACGUCUUUAGCAAUGCUUGGUGUUACAAAGGCACACAGUGAGAGAGAGAGAGAGGCAGAGACACAGGCAGAGGGAGAAGCAGGCUCCAUGCACCGGGAGCCCGACGUGGGAUUCGAUCCUGGGUCUCCAGGAUCGCGCCCUGGGCCAAAGGCAGGCGCCAAACCGCUGUGCCACCCAGGGAUCCCGGAAGGAGCAACAAAGCCGGCAAUUGGAAAAAAGGACAAUGGUAUUGAUAUUAUUGAAAGUCCUCCACAAGAGCAAGCAGUUAAUGACAAUUUGACUUCUGCUGAUAGAGCACACAAAAAUCAUAUGAGUGAUAGGAUAUCAGCUUUAGGACGAGGAGAAGAUAGUUCACCUUGGGAUUCUGAGAGUAUUUCUGCAAGACUUCCAAAGAAUUCUGUUGAUUGUUUACCUGGAGCUGCAGAUCAACAAGGGCAAAGUAUAUUCAAUGAACAAGUAGAAGAUUCUCCUGGAAAAGAUCUUCUUCACUGGGAGUCUACCACUAAAGUGAAAGAUUCUGUUCCUAAUGAAGCAGUAGCAACGAGUGAUAAACAAACACCCAGAUCAGAUUUUUCAUCAGAACCAGACUUAGAAGUGGCAUCAGAGCAAAAGCAAGAGCAAGAAAGGCCUGAUAAAAGUGAAAAUAACCACCCCCAGGAUAAAGUUAUUUUACAAACAUGUAUCCUGGCUGAAAAGACAUCUGAAAGCCAAACCAAGCAAAUUAACAUUCCACUUGUGCAACUGCAAAAUAUGGCUCGAGAACCAGAAAUGAAUAUGGAAUGUGAUAGACAGGGUGAUAGAUCUGUACAUUCAGAACAUCCUCGUGUGCACGAGAAGUAUGAGGAGAUACAGAUGAAACAAGGCAAAUUAGAUUGGAAAAAUAAUGUGAAACGCAUGAGCAGAGAGUUAAAGCAGAAGAUUGGUAAAACUUGUAAAAAGUACCGAAUUACUACUCAUCCUAAGUUAGAACCACUACGUGGUAAUUCUAAAGAAGCAGACUUAAAGGAAAUACCUCCUAAUGUGACAAAAGUUACACUUGAUUGUGAGGAAAAAGAUGAAUUUGGAGUGUCUGUCUCUUUAGUACCUCAGGCCUUUCCCGAACAAAAAGAGCCUUGUCUCGAAAAUGCUAUUCUCUUUCAUUCAUACUCUGGGUCCCCGGACUAUGCUUGCCAGUCAUCUUCUAAGCUUUCUUUCCAUGAAAAUGAUAACAAACCAGGUGAGCAUGUUUUUAACAAAAAUGAGAGUCUUGAUAGCGAUCCAGAAAAUAAAAAAGUAAGGAACCCACUAGUUACAUUUGAAGUGAAAGAAGACCAAGAGUUUGACAUGCAGAUGGCCGAAAGUUUGAACCAAAAUACCACCAAUAGUAAAUUAGACACUGGAUAUAUCCCUCCGUAUAGUGACCCAGAAAGCCUUUUUGAUUUGCGGCUUGCCCACUCCAAUGUGGCGAAACAAAUGAUUCAGAAGAAAAGGCGUGAUACUUCCGCUAUUGCAAACACUUACAAGAAAACAAAACCAAUACGAGACUCUUUCCAGAAGCCAUUAUAUGCAGAUAAUGACAGUACUAAUAACUAUAAAAGUACGGAACCUGCAUUAGAAAAUGUGAGUUCUUCACCACGUCCUUUCAGAACAUCAAAAGUAUAUCAAAAAGAAGAAUUACAGCAAGAUAUGCAAAAUCUGCAAAGGUUUAAGAAUGAGAAAGACAUGUUACAAGUAAAACUCCUGGCUUUGGAAAAAGAGAAAGUUGAACUUCAAAAAGAGACUGGAAAAGAAAGGAAGCAGCACAAGAGUAGUAAAAUGGAAGGAGCAGAAAACAUACAUGCUGCUGCUGCUGCUGUUCCUGCUGCUGGACUAAUUCAACAAAGAAAGAGUGGAAAAACUGAUUACCACCUGUUUCCUACUACGCAGAAUGAAGAUUCUGAUAGUAAUGAUCCUGGUUUGUCUAUCAUGGAAAUAAAGAAAGAUAAAAAUGUAAAGUGGGCAUCAAAAGCAUCUGCGAUCACACCAGGCUUUGAGGAGGCCGAUUCCCUAACUGGUAGUCUACUACGAGUGAGUAAUGACAACAGUCUAAGUGAAAUGGAUCAGGAUGAAAGAAGACCUGCAAAGAAAACAUCUAAGGAAAAGAACAAGGUCAAAAAGCAAGUGAAGUCUGUGCAACACCUUGAUGACUUAACUCAGUCAUCUGAAGCAGCUUCAGAGGAUUCCAAGUUGCAAUACUCUGAUUAUGAGAGUUCCCUGUUGCUCACUGAACUUGGCAUGGAUUAUAAAGAUUCUGUUAGCGUAUUGACAAUCCGGGAUGCAAUUCUUAAAUACGAAAGAUCAAUAGAAUUAAAAAAAAAAGAGUGUGAACAACUUAUAAGAAAAAUUUUAAAAGUGGAAUAUAAGGUCAAUGGACUAGAAAAGUUGCUAUCAGAAACAAAAGAAAUGAAAUCUCAGUUAGAGCAUCAAAAAGUGGAAUGGGAACGAAAACUCUACAGUUUAAGAUUGACUUUAAAACAAGAAAAAGAAAAAAGGAGAAGUGCUGAAAUGUUACAUAUAAAUAUUAAGGAGCAAUUAAGAAGUAAAGAAGAGCUGAGUGAAGUUUCUCCUCCUCAUGAAAAAGAAAAAGGUCUGUUACAUGAAAACUGCAUGUUGCAAGAUGAAAUUGCCAUGCUAAGACUGGAAAUAGACACAAUAAAGAAUCAGAAGCAGGAAAAGGCAAAGAGGUAUUGUGAAGACACUGAAAUUGAAAAAGAAAAGAAUGACAGUCUUCAAAACGCCAUAAAACUGAAUGACGUAACAUUAACAAAUACAGUAUUCCAGUCUAGUGGGCAGCUGAAUGUUGUGACAACUGAGAAUACCAUGCUGAACUCUAAACUGCAGGAUGAAAAGCUAAACAGAGAAAGACUGGAAGCAAAACUUCAAUCAUACCGAGCUAGACUCGCUACAGCUAUACAGGAUCGUGAUCAAAGUCAGGCAUCAAAAAGAGACCUAGAACUUGCUUUCCAGAGAGCAAAAGAUGAGUGGUGUCAUUUACAGGACAAAAUGAACUUUGAGAUGUCUAACUUAAAAGAUAACAAUGAGGUGCUUUCUCAGCAACUUUCUGAAGCCGAAAGUAAAUUCAAUGCCCUAGAAAUUGAGCUCCAGUAUACAAGAGAUGCUCUCAGAGAAAAGACUUUGGCUUUAGAACAUGUACAAAGAAACCCAAAACAAACACAGGGCCAGAAGAAGGAAAUUGAGCAGAAAUAUCAAAACGAACAAGGUAAAGUGAAUAAAUACAUUGGAAAGCACGAAUCCUUAGAAGAGAAAUUAUCUCAACUACAAAGUGAAAAUAUGUUGCUCCGAGAGCAACUAGAUGAUGCCUACAGCAGAGUGGAGUGUAAAGAAAAGACUAGAAUUGAUCUCGAAGACCAGGUUCAGGUUAUUGUAAGAAAUAUUCAAGCUGAAAGUGAAAAACGAAGUCUUAUACUGCAAGAAAGAAAUAAGGAGUUAAUCAAUGAAUGUAAACAUUUAAUGGAAAGAGUAUAUACUUAUGAAAAGGAGAAAGAAGAAAGAGAAGCUUCACCGGAGUUAUCACAUUAUCGUAUUAAUUUAGAAGAUGAGGUACAGGAUUUAAAAACAUUGGAUCAAAUCAGAAGUCAGAUUGGUGAUCUUAGAGCAAGAUUGGAAACUGAAUCUUUAAGAUGUCUACACCUGGAUGCAAAAAAUCAAGUUCUUCAACAGGAGUUAUUAUCUAUGAAAGCAACAGAGAGGGAAUGUGAGAAACUAAAACAGAUUAAAAAGAAGUUGGAAGAAGAAGUAGUAAACCUCAGAAGUCAUGCAGAAGUUAAUGUGGUAGAAGGCAGUCAAGUAGAAAAGUAUUAUAAAUGGGAGAUUGACCAGAGAGCAAGAUUGAUUGUAGAAGAAAGAUUAAAAGAAGUCAAUCUAUUUUUACAGAGACGAGCAGCAUCUCAAGAAAACUUAGAGCAGUUAAGAGCAAGUCAUGAUGCUUCAAUAAGAAGUCAAGUGGCACUCAGAAUUAAAGAGCUGGAAUCUGAACUUCAAUCCAAAAUAAGAAAUUCUCAAGAACUUAAAAUAGAAUUGGAAAAGUACAGGCAACUCUACCUAGAAGAAUCAGAAAUGCGAAUGUCAUUGACAAAAAAACUGAGCAAGACUAAUGAGAGGCUGGAAGAUACCAGAUAUCUGGUGGAGAGACAGCAGAACAGACCUUUCCACAGCACUCUUAAUAUGGGACCAGUCUUGGAAGGGCCUUAUGUUGGAAAUUUGACUAGUAGUUUACUGCUGGAUGGAAAUGUUACUCCAAGAGAAAAUGUAAUGAUUCCUACCUCAAGGCCGCAGACUUCAGUUAGCAGCAUUGAAACUCACUUGAUCAAGAUGCUGCAGGAAUUGGAAGACAAUAUAACCAGAGAACUAAAAGAAGUUGCUCGUGAAUUAGAAUAAGGAUUCUGUAGAUCCUCUCCUUUAGGACCUACUGACGAAUCAAAUGUAAAUCAAGAUCUAGUACUGCAACCAUCACGAGAAUAUGUAAAGAUUUUGAAUAGAAAGUAUAUGAUCUGAAAGAUAUAUAGUAAAAGUUUAUUACCUAAAUGUUUAAUAUAACAUUUUGUUUCCCAGUAAAUGUCUGAUGUACAAAAAAAUCUUUAUUAAAGGAAAUUUUGUUAUA
Nyctereutes procyonoides (raccoon dog) is the source of this 6646-nucleotide messenger RNA. RefSeq names its product ankyrin repeat domain-containing protein 26-like. Gene Ontology annotation, molecular function: protein binding. NCBI's taxonomy places the organism in Eukaryota, Metazoa, Chordata, Mammalia, Carnivora, Canidae. Bases 553 to 6423 code for a protein of 1956 amino acids. The transcript is spliced from 38 exons. The record is from RefSeq and is a predicted model, not a curated record.